AUGACUGUGCCAAAGGACUUGGCUCUGCCAAACUUCGAUGCUGUGUUUAUGCAGAAUAAUCUAGAGAGCGAUUCUCAAGACCCAAUUCAAGCCCUGCAAGGCGUUCCAUAUGCCAUCCGCAAAGUCAUCAGCAUAGCCAAGAUCAAAAUUCACAUCAUCGUGGAACCCGUUGAUCCAAGCGAUGCAGCCUCACACUACCACUUCAAGCUUACAUCCUCCGUAAUGGGUCUCGGCAUCAUUGGAGCAGCACCUCUACGAGCCGUUGGCUUUCAAACCGACAACACUGACGUGCGCGUGAUGGAUGGCAUUGAGCAGGAGAAAGACGAGCCCAUGAUUGGCAAGACGAAGAGUCGCAUUUGGAUGUGCACGAUUGAAGAAUUGAUCAAGGAACCUCAUACUAUCGGAGACGUUGUUGAGUUUCUCAAGCAAGGCUGGGAGGGCUAUGAUGAGAAGACGACGAGGGUCGUUCGGAUUAGCAUCAAGAGUGCGGGGGCUGGUAGUGCUGAACCGUGGCAGAAUGAGCAGGUUUGGGGGGUUCAGAAGGGAAGAUGGACGGCGCGUGUUGCGUUCAAGAAGGGGAGUGUUAGUGAGACUGCGCGCAUUCUGUACGAUUAUGUCGCUUGA
This is a messenger RNA of Fusarium mangiferae, 624 nucleotides long. RefSeq lists its product as uncharacterized. Bases 1 to 624 code for a protein of 207 amino acids. The record is from RefSeq and is a predicted model, not a curated record. The transcript has 3 exons. Lineage: Eukaryota; Fungi; Ascomycota; Sordariomycetes; Hypocreales; Nectriaceae.